Vitis riparia (riverbank grape) is the source of this 1659-nucleotide messenger RNA. RefSeq names its product alpha/beta hydrolase domain-containing protein 17B-like. Lineage: Eukaryota; Viridiplantae; Streptophyta; Magnoliopsida; Vitales; Vitaceae. The record is from RefSeq and is a predicted model, not a curated record. The transcript has 6 exons. Bases 256 to 1398 code for a protein of 380 amino acids.
CGUAAAUCACUCUCACUAAUAUUGACCCCAAACUCCCUUCUUUCUCUUUCCCUGCAACUCCAUCACACCAAAGCACUAUAUUCCAAGCUCCAGAAUCUAACUUCCCAUACAUUUUCCUACCUUUUUUUUCGCGGUACCCAAACACCCAUAUUCUUCUUCAUUCCAGAGACUACAAAUUGAACAAGAUGUAUUCAUCCGUUGUUCCAACCCGAAACAGCUCAUAAACCAACGAUUUUGUCGUUUUUCUGAAACCAGAUGGGGUCUGCGACGUCGUCGAUGGCGGCCAAGUUCGCAUUUUUCCCUCCUAACCCGCCUACGUAUAAAGUAGUUUCCGAUGAAUCCACCGGAAAAAUGAGACUCUCCGACGUGCCUCCGAGAGAGAACGUGGACGUGUUGAAGCUGUGCACGAAGAAAGGGAACGAGAUAGUUGCAGUUUACGUGAAGAACCCUUCAGCGUCAUUGACAGUGCUCUACUCUCAUGGCAAUGCAGCUGAUCUUGGUCAGAUGUUUAACAUCUUCGCCGAACUGAGUCUUCGUCUGGGGGUGAAUCUCAUGGGGUACGAUUAUUCUGGGUAUGGACAAUCCUCUGGAAAGCCAAGUGAGCAGGACACAUAUGCAGACAUAGAGGCUGCUUACAGUUGCCUCGAAGACACCUAUGGAGUGAAGGAGGAAGACAUUAUACUGUAUGGGCAGUCGGUUGGCAGUGGACCUACUCUAGAAUUAGCCACUUGUUUCGCUCGAUUGAGGGCUGUUAUUCUUCACAGUCCAAUCCUAUCUGGGCUUCGAGUCAUGUAUCCUGUGAAGCGAACAUUUUGGUUUGAUAUCUACAAGAAUAUUGAUAAAAUUCCACUGGUGAAUUGCCCUGUUCUGGUCAUUCACGGAACGGAUGAUGAAAUUGUGGAUUGGUCCCAUGGUAAGCAGCUGUGGGAGCUCUGUAAAGAGAAGUAUGAACCUUUGUGGCUUAAAGGAGGGAACCACUGUAACUUAGAGCUCUACCCAGAGUACCUAAGGCAUCUCAAGAAGUUCAUAUCAGCCAUAGAGAAAUUGCCAUGUGCACAAUAUAUAUCUGGACAAAGUACAGAUCAAUCAGAGCGGUCUGUGAAUUCCACAGACCAUAGGGACAGGUCCAGAACAAGCACAGACCAUAGGGAAAAGUCCAGAUUAAGCAAUGGGCAAAGAGAAAAAUCUAGGCCAAGCACGGACAGCAGAGAGAAGUCCAGAGCCAGCACCGACCGGAGAGAGAAGUCAAGAAGGAGCUAUGAUCGAUCAGGGAAAGCAAGGAACAGCAUAGACCAGUCAGAGAGAGCGAGAAACAGCUUUGAUCGCUUGGGAGAUAUGGUAAGAUCAGUUGGGUUGUGCAAUGUUGAUUGUUUCAAGCAGACAGCCACAGAGGUCUGAGUCAGAAACAACUGCGCUUGCAAACUGGGUUGAAACUUUGGUUUUACUUUUGGUUGUUUGAUUGGUCGUCGGGAUGGCUGCUUGAUUAAUGUUCUUUCCUUUUUACUUGUAACUGAUCCAAUGUCUUCCCUCUCUCUAUUGUUUUCAAUUUUUUAGGUGAUCUGCAAAGAAAUAAUAGUAAGUAAUUCCACCAGGUCCAUUGUGUAUCUUAACUUUUAUCUGUUCAUAGUUAUAGAUAUGAUUUUCUUGUUGAUUAUGUCA